GUGUGUCUCUCCCUUCGGCUCCCACGUCCCACGUAUUAUAACCUUGUUACCCCCACAAUUUCUGUGUCAACUUGGUCGAGCCAUUUCCAUUGAUUUGUUCCUUUAUUUUAUUCGUUCGUGUUCCUUGUGUUCAAGUCGCCAUGGCGAAGAAUCAAGUGGCCAGUUGGACAGAGGCGAGGGACCAAUUGCGGACCUGGAGGGAGAACUCCGACCGAAAGAGUCGGGAAAUCGUCACUCUCUGGGACUCGGUGUUAAUGAACAAAGUGGAUAACCUCGGGAAUGAGAAGUACCUAGUGUUGGAGCAGGUAUGUGUGGCCGCCCUGGACUGCUAUCGUCUGCCCCUCGCCGAGUACUGCAUAAAAAUAUUGAUGAGAGACUUCCCAGGGAGUCUCAGGGUCCACAAGUAUCAUGCAAUGCACUUGGAAGCGCUGGAAAUGUAUACAGAAGCCUUGGAGGUUUUGGACUCUAUAGUGAAACGUGAUGAGACAAACGCAGCUCCCAGGAAGAGGAAGGUUGCUAUUUUAAAAGCCAGAGGGAAAACAGCUGAAGCAAUCAAGGAACUCACUGAUUAUCUCAAGAUGUUCAUGAGUGAUCAGGAAGCCUGGCACGAACUCUGUGAUCUCUAUCUACAGGAGCAGGAGUAUUCGAAGGCUGCUUUCUGCAUGGAGGAGUUGAUCCUCCACAAUCCCCACUGCCACUUGAUUUUCCAGAGAUAUGCAGAGAUUAAAUAUUCGCAUGGGGGAUUCGAGAACAUGGAAAUAGCUAAAUCGUAUUUCGCUCAAGCUGCCAAGCUGAAUCCCAACAAUAUACGAGCACUUUAUGGAUUACUAUUGACUGCCAACAACAUCGCAUCAUCCCCGAAAUGUCCCGCUUCAAAAAAACGAGAGGCAAUAAAAUCGAGUGAAUGGGCCUCAGCACAGAUAGAAAAGCAGUACAAAAUGAAAUCAGCAGAUGACAACAGUCUAAAAACUGUCGAGGGUCUGCUCAGCCAACUGCAACUCGACGUCUGAGACGACACUCUAGUCUAGCCGCAAUUUGUAUCUUUUUAAAGAACCAGAAUAUGAAUUCAUCAAUAGAUAGUGAUUUGUAUAUUUGUUCAAAUAACUGUAAUAUAUGUGUAAAUGCCAUAUUUAUGUGCAUCACUAAUUAUGCACGAAUAUCUCGACGAGGAACUUGCACUGUUCCUCUCACGAAUAACGUAUCAAGGGAAAUCAAUAGUGAAGUGAUUCACAAAUAGGUUCAAAAUCAAUUAUACAUGAAUUGUUUCGUGAAUAUGCCAGAAAGUGUCAAAUUCUAUGAGACAUUCUCCAACUUCCUCACAACUUUGUUGAAAAUUAGAUAAUUAACGUCAUUUUAAAAUUGGGAAGCAAUCGUCAUCACAUUCCUGAACAAUAAAUUAUCACGAUAUUUUAGUAGAAGAGAAGAAAAAUGUAUCCAUUAUAAAAAUGUCUACGAUUAUUUAUUGAAAUACGUUGAUUAUAUUUCUAAGAUAAUUGGUUCAUUCUGAAAUGGAACAAGAAUGUUGACUGUGUGACUUCGGUAGAAGUCGAGAAAUCGUUGUAACUCAUCCUGAGACAAGUUACAGAAUGCAAUUGAAGUAAAUUACACAAUUAAAUGUUUGUUAUUAUCAUAAAAA
Diachasmimorpha longicaudata is the source of this 1636-nucleotide messenger RNA. RefSeq names its product ER membrane protein complex subunit 2-like. Bases 141 to 1010 code for a protein of 289 amino acids. Gene Ontology annotation, biological process: protein folding in endoplasmic reticulum. The record is from RefSeq and is a predicted model, not a curated record. NCBI's taxonomy places the organism in Eukaryota, Metazoa, Arthropoda, Insecta, Hymenoptera, Braconidae. Gene Ontology annotation, molecular function: protein binding. The transcript has 6 exons. Gene Ontology annotation, cellular component: EMC complex.